Messenger RNA from Aspergillus versicolor CBS 583.65, 1768 nucleotides. RefSeq lists its product as uncharacterized. The record is from RefSeq and is a predicted model, not a curated record. The coding region runs from base 7 to 1446 and encodes 479 amino acids. Gene Ontology annotation, molecular function: hydrolase activity, acting on carbon-nitrogen (but not peptide) bonds. Lineage: Eukaryota; Fungi; Ascomycota; Eurotiomycetes; Eurotiales; Aspergillaceae. The transcript has 5 exons.
CUUACCAUGGCGUCUACACUGCUGCAGCAAGGGACUGUGCUGGCCCAUCAAGAUGGCCAUGUUAUUGUACUAAAAGAACACGAUGUACUCAUUCAGGGAAACAGAAUCACCCAAAUCGGCCAGAAUCUCAGCUGCCCUGGCACUGAGGGAACUGUGAUACCCUGCACAGACAAGAUAAUCUGUCCUGGCUUCAUCGACACUCAUCAUCACUUGUGGCAGACCCAGCUUAAAGGCAGGCUUGGUGACUUGGGCUUUAUGGACUACAUGGUUGCAGGAAAUAUCCAAUCAUUCAACUAUACUCCAGACGAUAUCUUCUGGGGACAGCUCGGGGGCUGCUUGGAGAGUAUCAACAGCGGCGUCACCACCGUCGUUGACCAUGCCCACAUGAGUUACUCUCCCGAACACGUAUCCGAAGGGAUCCGAGCCUCGGCUUCGUCCGGGCUACGUUCAAUAUUCUGCUACACCCCAAUCUGGCGUAUCAAAACAUGGACCUCUACGGUCGACUACGACGAUGAUCUCCUUCCCCAAUGGUGGUAUACCACUCUGGAGACCCUUGCAGGCUCUGCCCCAUUUGGUUCAGGGCGAGUCCAAAUGGGACUGGCUUUUGAUAGCUUCAAGCUGCCAAAGGAAACUAUCAAGAGCCUUUGGGACAAAUGCCGCUCUCUCGGUCUUAAGCUCUUUACGACUCAUUUUGUGGCGAAUUAUAUGACAAACUCGGUAAACCUACUUUCCGAAUACGGCCUUCUAGACAAGGACGUUCUUUUCUCGCAUGUCAACGGAAUCGCGAAACCCGAUGCCCAAACUCUUGUCCAGCACGGAGCGUACUUCUCAACGACCCCCGAGACUGAGCUUCAAAUGGGCCUUGGCGAUAUUGUGGCUUUUCGCCCAGACGUCAAGUCAAAUGCAUCGAUAGGAAUCGACUGCCAUGCAAACAACUCUGGUGACAUCCUGACGCAGCUUCGCCUCAGCAUGCAGCAUGCUCGUGGGGUUGAGAACCGAGAAGCCAUGGAAGCAGGAAAGUACCCGUCUGUGGGAAUAAAACUAGAAGAAGUGUUCAAUCUGGGCACAAUACAGGGCGCCAAAGCCGUCAAUAUGGAAGACCGAAUCGGGAGCAUCGAGGUGGGCAAGCUGGCUGAUCUGGUCAUCUUCGACGCCACCUCUCCUAAUAUGGCCUGUGCUGCCGAAGAGAACCCGGUUGCUGCUGUCUUGCUCCAUGCAAAUGCUGGAGAUAUUGAAACAGUCAUAAUAGAUGGGAUUGUCCGGAAGCAGGACGGUGGCUUGCUAGAUGUACAGGUCCUGGAUAGUCUAAAUGGGCAGAUAACGGAGUCCCUUUCUUGGACUGCGGUAACGAAGAAUCUUCUUACAAGUCGCCAGAAGAUACUAGGGAGAGGAGGGAAGCAAGAUUUCCAAGCGGGGAUGCAGUUCUUGUACAAGACAUUUGGAUAAAAUGGUGGCUCUGGUUAUUCAACAUAUCCAGAUCUGGUUCUAUUCUACGAACUUGUGUUAUUAUACUCUGCAGGGUUGCUUCAUAAUGUGAACUGAUCUUAUAUCGCCCCAGAGAAAGUGGGUAACCGUGUUUAAUCAUCAGCUGAACUUCCGCGGCGUCAAUUUGACCGUGAGAGGCGCCUUGAUCCAGUUGGUGAAGACUCGCAUGUUCUCAUGGUCGUUUCUAGGAUCCCAUUGAGUCCACGUCUCAUCCCCAGUCAUGGCAAUAUCAUUAUGCCACAACAGCUUUGCCGUGAUAAGCCGCUGCUCCAUGUACGACAAG